Molecule: messenger RNA, 2242 nt
Organism: Myodes glareolus (Bank vole)
Lineage: Eukaryota; Metazoa; Chordata; Mammalia; Rodentia; Cricetidae
Gene: Caps
Product: calcyphosine
Cellular component (GO): vesicle
Molecular function (GO): calcium ion binding
Source: RefSeq, a predicted model, not a curated record
UUGUCACAGCUGAGGACACUCAGACCAAAGGGAAAGGAAACUGCUCUGUGUACCAAAGCAACUUUGAAUUUAGGGGACAAGGAUUUAUUGGUUUUAUUACCUAAGCGCCACCUUCCACUCCCCAUCUGGGGGAUUCUAGGUAGAAGUUCCACCAGUGACCACAUGCCCAGCUUCUCUCUAGGGAUUCCAGGCCAGGCGGGGUGGGGGGCUUGUUUGUAAUGCUGAAAUUUACUCCCCAGCCUUACUUUUUUUUUUUUUUUAAAUUAAGGUCCCCAUGCUCCCAAUUUACUCAGAUCUUGUCUUUUUCUACUUCCCAUGUACAUUACAUCUAUGUAAGUCUCUCUUAGGGUCCUCAUUGUUGUCUGGGUUCUCUGGGAUUGUGAUUUGUGGCCUUGCAUCUUAAGACUCAGAAUUGCUUGGGCUGUAGCUAAGUGGUAGGGCUUACUUGCCAUGGGUUGGGACCCCGGUUUCUAUCCCAGCACUGUGAAAAGGAAUGCUCCCAGCAAUUCUUAAUUAUAUUUUACAUUUCUCUAUAGAAAAGCAAUGGUGCCUGAGGGGUGACUUAGCAACAUUUGCUUGGCAUGCCAAGGCUCUGGGUUCCAUCCCCAGCACCAAAAACUGCAAACAAUGAGCUAGUUUUCUAAAACUUGCCAAUGUUUGGAGUACAACAGGCCAUCCGUUUGGGUAGCAAAUGUCACUUCAGCCUCUCAUUAACUGAAUCAUGACACUGGUUGGCUUGGAAACUCAUGGACAAUAUUUCUUUUGAUUUUGAGGUAGUCUCACAUAGCUUGGAACUCCUGUCCUUCCGUCUGGCAUGCCAAGAUUAUACCUGUGUACACCAGGCCCCAGAUUUUAUUUUGUUUGUUUGUUUGUUUGAAAGACAAAGGUUUCAGUCUGUAGCCCAACCUGGCUUCAGACUUUCAGCUAUGUCCCCAUCUCAAGUUUCCCAAACAGCUGGGGUACCCCUGAAGUCCAGAGUGAGACAGCUUGUGUGCCCCAAGUCUCCAGCCAGGCUUGAAGCUACUGUGGCCCCAGGGGUGGAAAGGGGUCUGAGAGUCACAGUGCCUGCCCUUCUUGGCAGGCUAAUGUGCCUGGUACAGAAAGAGUUACAGUCGGGCCCCUCCCUGACCCCAGAGACAUCUAUAUUACCUAGCAACAGCUGUGCCAGGCAGGACGCACAGACCUCCCCAGAGCUCCACCAGCCAGACCCUGACACAGGGAAGCCAGGUGAGUGGUCGGGGUGUUCUUGGGCUGUGUGGUUAUCAGCAAGCAGCUCUGUCAGGCCAGCCGAGUACAGAAACCCAUUGCAAGUUCUGUCUCUGCAGUGUUCAUUUGUGCUCAUAAUGGACACCGUAAAUGCCACCAUAGAAAGGCUGAGAGCCCAGUGUCUAUCCAGAGGGGCCUCAGGCAUCCAGGACCUGGCCAGGUUUUUCCGCCGCCUGGACAAGGAUGGCAGCCGGUCCCUGGAUGCAGAGGAGCUGAGGCAGGGCCUGGGACAGCUGGGACUGGAUGUGGGGGAGGCAGAGGCAGAGGCACUGUGCAAACGCUGGGACCGCGACGGCAGUGGGACGCUGGACUUGGAGGAGUUCCUGCAGGCAUUACAGCCCCCCAUGUCCCAGGCCCGAGAAGCUGUCAUUGCAGCCGCCUUUGCCAAGCUGGACCAGACAGGGGAUGGUGUGGUGACUGUGGACGACCUGCGAGGGGUGUACUCUGGCCGCGCUCACCCCAAGGUGCGCAGUGGAGAGUGGACAGAGGAUGAGGCCCUUCACCAAUUCCUCGACAAUUUUGACACAUUUGAGAAGGAUGGGCAGGUCACACUAGCCGAGUUCCAAGACUACUACAGGGGACUCAGCGCUUCAGUGGACACAGAUUCAGAGUUCGUGGCCAUGGUGAGCAAUGCCUGGCGCCUCUGAUGUUGUUGCCCUCAGCUGCCUGACAACCGCCCUUAGCCUAGUCCCCUGACCCAUCUGCUCCUCUGUCACCACUGUCCUGGGGCCCCAGCUAGACACAGGGAGGGGAAUAUGUGAGAACGGGAGGCUGAAGAACCGGCUGGACCAGGUCUUUGGCAGGGCCACCCGUAGGCCUGGCUGGAUAGAGCACUGACCCCAUCAGGGGGCCCCAUGGCCACACCCAGCUUGUCUGGCUGCCAGGUGCAUGGGAGGUCGGGGUUUUAGUUAAAAGUUUUAAUGCAGUUCUCAAAUACAUUUCAUAUGACAAUCUUACAUAAAUGUUCCAAAACACA